AUGGGUGGCCAGCCGUCUAGACCAAUCACUGCCGCGGAGAGCGAGAAGCUCAUACUGGAGCGUCUGAGAAGCUUCAGGUUGGAGGAGGGAGAGGCCCUAAGCGCCAAAGUUCAAGUUGGUGGCGAUGGGGAGAAGACGGAGGCUGAGGAGACGGAGGUUCAUGGACAGGCCAGGCGGGAGCCCGAGGGCCUGCCCGUCUCGUCGCUUGAGCUUUGGAUCGACAGUUUGAUGAGGGAUCCCAAGAACAGACUGGCCCAUGCCGCGCUGAGCUCGUCAGAUCCCCGCCAGGCUCUCACCACGCGCUCCUCCAAGGUGGCCAACCAGCACGUCUUCAACGUCCAGAUCCCGUUCGAGGGCGACCC
Molecule: messenger RNA, 362 nt
Organism: Trichoderma citrinoviride
Lineage: Eukaryota; Fungi; Ascomycota; Sordariomycetes; Hypocreales; Hypocreaceae
Exons: 2
Source: RefSeq, a predicted model, not a curated record